AAAAUCGAACUUAGGCGAACGCGUCCGGCGGUGGCAUUAGACGCCAUUUUUACCAUUCGAUUUCCUCUUGCUGCAGUUACCAGCAUUUUUGCGGAAAUAUUUCUCUGUAUUUUGCCAUAACGGACACCAUUGCUGAGGGAAUAAUGCCAGGCACACACAGCGUAGGCACUUUCAAAAUCUUUGUUGGCAAUUUGUCAAGCAACUCCACUGUGAAUGACAUUAGACCACUCUUUGAAAAGUAUGGGAAGGUCGUGGAGUGCGAUGUAAUGAAAAAUUACGGCUUUGUGCACAUGGAAAACGAACAGGCAGGCCGAGAUGCCAUACAAAAUCUGGAUGGGUACAUGGUGCAUGACCAACCAAUGAAAGUCGAAGCUGCAGUAAGCAAGAAAGGCCCAACCACGCCUACCACUAAGAUCUUUGUGGGCAAUCUCAGUGAGAAGACCAAGCCAGAGCAGCUGCGCCAGCUCUUCGCACCCUACGGAACCGUUGUCGAGUGUGACAUCAUAAGAAACUACGGCUUUGUGCAUGUGGAAUCCAACGAGCAGAUCGACAAGUGCGUGGGAGAGAUGAACGGCUACAUGCUGGACGGCAUGCCCAUCAAGGUGCAGAUGUCGACCAGCAGGGUGCGCACUCGUCCCGGCAUGAGUGAUCCUGAGCAGUGCUACAGGUGUGGACGCGAAGGCCACUGGUCCAAGGAGUGCCCCAAGCUGAUCGGCGGACCCAUGCGUGGUGGUGGUUACAGGGACUCGAUGUACUCAAGACGCGAGCCCUACCCCUACCCGCCCCCACCUCCACCCUACAUGAGGGAGCGCAUGAUGAAUCGCAUGGGCCCUCGUGAGUACAUGGGCUCUCGUGGGGACAUGAUGGGCAGGGAGAUGAUGUCGCGCGACAUGAUGACCAGGGAGCGCAGCAGUUAUGGAUCGGCCAUGGGCUCACGGCGGAUGGAGCCGCCGAUGUCGACCGGCAUGGGAAUGCGUGGAAACUCACUGGACAUGAUGAGGGAUCCCGCCCGCCAGGCCUCUUACUAUGACGACAUGGCCCCUGAACCUCUUUUCACACGCCGUGGAUUUGCUGAGCCGCCCCAGAGGAACAGUCUGCAUGAAACCAAAUACGAACCGCACGCGUCGAUGUACGAGGACUUCAGUCGCGACUGCUUCGAUGACAGACGACCUCCCGUCGGAGAUCGCGGUAUUAAUUCCCAACGCCGCUAUACCCCGUAUUAAAUGGACGCCGACGGACGGUUCUUGCUUGCGCCGCGCUCUCGGUUAAGUCAACGCCGCUCGCACACAGACGACAACGUAACCGUCACCGCAUCGAUUUCGUUCGCUUUAGGAGAAGACCAUAAUAUAUCGCCCUAUUCGAUAAGAUUGAUAGUUACACAAACUCUCGAGUUGGUAAUAUAAUUUAAGUUUCGGUGUGUGUUGGGGAUUUGCUUAGACUUUGCAAGCACAGUUUUGAACGUUGGUUGUUCAGUUUUUCCAAUAUUCACUGUAACCAGAUUUAUGAAGAGAUCAUCGUACAAUACAAUUUCCACCUUGUGCUCUGAAAAAAAAAUUGCUCGUUUUCUUCCGGACUUGUGAAUCCCUUUAGUUUAAUGAUGAACGAAUUAUGCCGGCAAUAAAAUCGGGGCCGGCCGGCCGCUGCGACAGUUUGAAGAAAACGACCGGACGUGGCUCGGAUCGCGCACCUUUCGACGCACCGAAAACGGAGACACGGAGAUUUUCGCGGGACGCCGACUCUUGAGGUAAUUUGGCCGGUAUGUGAGAGAAUGGCUGCGUGCUCUUUCCGCCUUCGUGACAAAACGGUUGGCGUGUACAUUGGAACUGGGUUGUUUCAAAGCAAAAUUUAUUAAUGAUAUCAAGACACUUUUCCGGGAAUCGGUCGUUGUUGAAAGCUAAACCUUUUUCCUAAUCUAGAUUUGAUAUUGGCUGACAUUGACAAAAAAUGAAAUAUUCCACUUCUCA
This is a messenger RNA of Cloeon dipterum, 1964 nucleotides long. RefSeq names its product RNA-binding protein lark (gene lark). Gene Ontology annotation, cellular component: nucleus. The record is from RefSeq and is a predicted model, not a curated record. Lineage: Eukaryota; Metazoa; Arthropoda; Insecta; Ephemeroptera; Baetidae. The transcript has 8 exons. Gene Ontology annotation, molecular function: zinc ion binding; mRNA binding. Bases 144 to 1223 code for a protein of 359 amino acids.